Rana temporaria (common frog) is the source of this 591-nucleotide messenger RNA. RefSeq names its product ADP-ribosylation factor-like protein 8B-A. The coding region runs from base 190 to 591 and encodes 133 amino acids. Lineage: Eukaryota; Metazoa; Chordata; Amphibia; Anura; Ranidae. Gene Ontology annotation, biological process: anterograde axonal transport. Gene Ontology annotation, molecular function: GTP binding; GTPase activity. The transcript has a single exon. The record is from RefSeq and is a predicted model, not a curated record. Gene Ontology annotation, cellular component: lysosomal membrane.
GUCCCGUGCCUCCUUCCUCUCUUGACUCGCUAUUACUAAGCCCCGGUGCUGUUGGGCCGUGACGUCACGUUAGUCAUAUGACAGGCGGCCGCUUGGGACUGUGCACCAGCCGUAGGGUUCCGGGGAGUCGGAGCGGCCGCGUUCAGCAGCACUAAAGCAGUCUUACAGUCCUCCUGCCUCGGCAGGACCAUGCUGGCCCUCAUCAACAAGCUGCUGGACUGGUUCAAGUCCCUGUUCUGGAAGGAGGAGAUGGAGCUGACGCUGGUCGGGUUGCAGUAUUCGGGGAAGACCACCUUCGUCAACGUCAUAGCGUCAGGUCAGUUCACAGAAGACAUGAUUCCUACUGUUGGCUUCAACAUGAGAAAGGUUACCAAAGGCAAUGUUACUAUCAAGGUUUGGGAUAUUGGAGGUCAGCCAAGAUUUCGCAGUAUGUGGGAGCGCUACUGUAGAGGUGUCAAUGCAGUUGUGUACAUGGUAGAUGCAACAGACUUGGACAAAGUGGAAGCAUCUAAAUAUGAAUUGCACAACUUGCUAGACAAACCACAGUUGCAUGCAUUUGUCAUAAGUCUAAUAAAAAUCAUAAACUAUUAA